Messenger RNA from Funneliformis mosseae, 1743 nucleotides. Lineage: Eukaryota; Fungi; Glomeromycota; Glomeromycetes; Glomerales; Glomeraceae. The record is from the annotation of a GenBank genome assembly.
AUGACUGCAACAUUGAGAUCAAGAACAUAUUUAAGUUUUGUAUCGCCUAACAUUGAAGGUGUUCAUUCUUAUUUCAAAAAUAUUGAAGCUCAUAACUGGCGAAUUAAACAUUAUUUAAGCUAUCGCUUGAAAGAAGACGAAUUAAUUUUACCUUGGUCAGUCGUUUAUGAUGACUGGCAGAGUUCACUCAAGGUUCUUGUGAAGACCAAUACUAAACAAAUUCCAGGUAGUGUGUAUGGUUUCUGUGCUGAACUACUAGAAAUUGACGACACCUUCGAAGGCACUGUUAUCCUGGAAAGCUGUAAGGAUUUGUACGAAGAUUUCCAUGAUCAGUAUCUUGAUCUACAGAUCGCCGAAAGAAACCAACAAUUAGGUAAAACCCUAUUUUCUUCCCAAGAGAUAUCAAAACAUUUUCGAAAAGCAACAAGGGGAAAAAAACGAUCGUACGAUGGCAAAGAUAAAAUAAGCAUUAAAAUAAACAAAACCCAUGGAGUACAUACAACGGGUGCUUUGGAUCUCUCACAUACGACUACCCUAGAGGAAGAAGAAGAUGUGUCAAUUGAUGAAAAUGUAUCAGAUGAUGAAAAGGUUGAAAUGCUACGAUGUACAGAGGUUAGCGAUAGUAUAUUAGCUAAAAAACUUGCUGAAUUCGGUAAAGGAUUUGCGAGGUAUAAUAUCAUAUUCCUUCCCGAAUGUAAUAAAAAUGAUCUUCUACGUGCGACAUUCGAUGAAGAGUGGCAAACUUUCGAAAACUUUUUUAAUAAGACAGAAGAAGAGAUUACUUCGAAAAUUUCUCCAAUAAAGAAAGUUGAAAAUAUUCUUUACAAAUACCGGGAAGCUUUGUUGAAUGCAACAGAUGGAGGAUACGUUGAAAUUGAUUCCGUAUUUAUUAAUUAUAAUUAUCAAGAUGGAUAUAAAUUUCGAAGACACUGGUUGGAGAACUGGGUGAAUGAUGUGUAUCGGAAAUUUUUAAUAUGUUUCCAGCUUUCAAGACAUGUUUUGAAUGACAAAUCAAGUAGCGAAUAUCAAUAUCGAGACUGGUUUGUGAAUUUAUUAUUGGAGGAUCUUUUUCUGGACAUUAAUUCUCUUAUCCGAUUGACAACUGGUGAAGUUGAAAAUAUACAUCGAAAAAAUCAAAAGAACUUAUCGAAACUUCCUGAAGAUAGACGACAAAUAGGUUGGUAUCAUGACGGGAUCCUUACAGUUAACAUUAAUGGCGUCGAAGAAUAUAUUGGUAUUCUUGAGGUUGUGGGAAAUGCUAUCGUUGAAGAUCACGUCAAGAUGAUUGCGGAUAGGGAUAAAAUUUUAAAGGCGAUGCGACUAGCAUUAUUUCAACUAGAACAUACAUUGCGCAACAAUGGUAUUAGUGAUGAGAAGCAACUCAAACACAAUCUUGAGACAUUUGGGAUCCUAGUCGAUAGGCGAGAUUUCAUCAUCUAUGUGAUGCAUUAUUAUGAGGGAGUAUAUCUAGUUGAUGAAAGCGAUUUAUCAUUCAUAAUUCCUGACACACCAAUGCAAUUAUAUCUGAUAGAAGACGUUAUAAAAAAAUUAUUGGCAUUUAGGGCCCGUGUAGAAUAUCUGAAUACAUGGAUAAAAAUACAAUUAAGAGAUACGGCAUCUGCAUCUCGACGUCAUUUACGACGAAUAACAACUGCUGUUGAUUUAUCUCCAGGCACCUCAAAAGCCAACCAACAUUUGGCACACAUCAACAGGCAUAAAAGUUCUGCUAAGAAAUAUAAUUAG